This is a messenger RNA of Oryza brachyantha (malo sina), 1291 nucleotides long. RefSeq lists its product as uncharacterized. The coding region runs from base 237 to 1028 and encodes 263 amino acids. The transcript has 6 exons. NCBI's taxonomy places the organism in Eukaryota, Viridiplantae, Streptophyta, Magnoliopsida, Poales, Poaceae. The record is from RefSeq and is a predicted model, not a curated record.
CUCCCCGGGUUACCGCAAUCCUCUCUUUCGCUUCUUACGUGCCCCGACGGCGGCUCAGGUUGCGUGCUUGGCCUAGGGUUUGCUUCGCCAUCCUCCGCCCGCUUCCGCAUCGCGUCCUCGGCGAGAGCCAGUCGAUCGAUCGAGGAGCCCAGGGCUUGCCUCGCCGUCAUCUUCCCGAUCCCGCGUCGCGUCCUCGGUGGGGGGAGGCCAGGCGGUCGGUCGAGGCGACGGCGGCGAUGGCGCACAAGAUCCCCCUGGAGGUGGCGCACACGCUCGUGGAGAUCGCGGAGGUGGCGCGCUACGCCAUCGAGCACCGCCGUGGCCACGGCCCGGCGCACGACGGCGUCCUGCCCCCGCCUGUGGAUGGGGAGGAGGCCGAGCGGCUGCGUGCGGAGAACGCUAUCCUCCGCGCUCGCCUCGCCGACGACCUCUCCCUCCUCCGCGAGCUCCAAGGCGAGCCCUGUGUCUCCCAGGAGUGCCCUGCCGAUCUGCAUAAUCGUCUUGUAGCAGCAGUUAACAAUGCUAGCUUCCUGGCUCAGCUUGAGAUAGUUCGAGAUGAGUCAAUGCAUCAACAAACAGAGCUAUCUCCUGGUAACAUGACAGAAUUGGAUGUUGGAGAUAUUCCAUACGCUGAAGGUGGUGGGAAGAAUGGGUCUUGGGUCUUGGUUGCUUGUGAUAAUCCUGGGACAAAUAUGGAGGAAAUCAGUGGAAUUGAUAAUGAAAAUUAUGUACUUGUUCAUGAUGAUGACGUUAUUGAGAGUAUGGCCACCUUUAUUGCUAGGUGCAUCCUUGAAGAUCCAAAGUCUAAGUCAAUAUCACCAGUGGAGCUGCAAAAAGCUGUUGCAAUGACAUUGAGCAACCUGAAUGAUAAGUGGAAAUGGACAAGUAUCUGGGAGGCUGGAAAAGUGAUUUACAUAUUGGCAACCUGGGGAAUCACAAUAGUAGGGUUGUACAGGAGUCGCCACGUGCUGAAAAUUGCAGCCAAGGGAGCUAUUGUGUCCGCCAAAUUCGUCAUGAAGGCACUGUGAAGUGUGAAAGCAGUGGCAUCAUGGCCAUGCGCGAUGGUCGGCAAUUUGUACAUAAAACUCUCCCUGUAAAUUGUACGUAAAUUGUGAAUUAUGGUUUGUUCUAAAACUGCCGAUUGUUCAGAAACUUCAUAACUCAUUAAUGUGUUAUGUUGGUUUCAUUCUAUGAAAUGCACAUCCAUAUUCUAUAACUUGUAAAGUGUAUCAUCUAGACUCCAAAUUACUGCAAUCCCUAUAGAAGAACAUAAUAAAUUCAUGUGCUGGCA